AUGGCAGAGGUGCAGAUCGACGAUGCGGCCUCGGCCCACCCCCCGCAGCACACCUUUACGGGCAUCCUCAACGACCUAGACCAGCAAACGCCACACAAGUACGACGGUGCUCCCCAUAGCCAUGACGAGACAGAAGGCCAUGACAGGCAUUCAGACAGGGCGUCAUCGCACAGAUGGUCCAAGGCCUCGUCGCUCGAUAUCGACAAGUCGCAGCCACAAGAUUUCGAUGGCGAGCUGUCGACGAACAAUGAGCUGCCGUCUCCUGAAGUCCAGAAGAUGAUUGAGAAUUACAUUGUGCUGGACCGCCAUGGCAAGUCGAAGACAUUCAAGAGCCUAUACAUGGGCGAAAACAAAGCUAGACGGGUGCUCGUCAUCUUUAUUCGGCACUUCUUCUGCGGUAACUGCCAGGAAUAUCUCCGCACUCUAUCUGAAGCCAUCACCCCCGAUUCACUCCUCCGACUGCCCAUCAGCACCUUCAUCACCGUUGUGGGAUGCGGUGACCCCGGCCUGAUCGACAUGUAUGCCAAAGAAACGGGCUGCCAGUUCCCCAUAUAUACAGACCCGACCCGGUCAUUGUUCGACGCACUGGGCAUGGUGAAGACCCUCCAAAUGGGCACCAAGCCCGCAUAUGCAAAGAAGAGCACGUCAAGGGGAAUUUUCGACAGCAUUGUCCAGGGCCUAAAGCACGUGCCAAAAGGCCUGGCUCUCAAGUCUGGCGAUCACCGACAGGUGGGCGGCGAGUUUCUCUACGAGCCGUUCCAUGUCGCGACGCCCAUCUCAACGCCGACACAGGAGCAGCCGCCCAAGUUUGGAUCACUUGCCAAGCCGGAAACCAGCCAAGACAACGUCGAAGACGAGCGGGCUGAAGACAAGAGGAUUACCUGGUGCCACAGGAUGAAGACCACUAGGGAUCAUGUAGAGUUACCUGAGUUGAUGGAGGUGCUGGGCCUGGACACUGCAACCCAUAAGCCCGUGGUUAAGGACGAAAAGGACGAAAAGAGAUGGGAGGAGGCUACGCGGAGUAGAAAGGGCACGGGUGUGACGAUGGCCCCCGAGAUGAAGAGGCUAAGCCUAGCUGCCCGUGCAAGCGUUGACCAGGCUCAUGAUCAGGCUCCUCAUGAGCCGGUAGUGCUGGAGGACAAGUAA
This is a messenger RNA of Trichoderma asperellum CBS 433.97, 1146 nucleotides long. RefSeq lists its product as uncharacterized. The record is from RefSeq and is a predicted model, not a curated record. Lineage: Eukaryota; Fungi; Ascomycota; Sordariomycetes; Hypocreales; Hypocreaceae.